Molecule: messenger RNA, 1212 nt
Organism: Cucurbita pepo subsp. pepo (vegetable marrow)
Lineage: Eukaryota; Viridiplantae; Streptophyta; Magnoliopsida; Cucurbitales; Cucurbitaceae
Product: L-ascorbate peroxidase 3
Biological process (GO): cellular response to oxidative stress; response to reactive oxygen species; hydrogen peroxide catabolic process
Cellular component (GO): chloroplast
Molecular function (GO): heme binding; peroxidase activity
Source: RefSeq, a predicted model, not a curated record
UUUUGCUGAGGUCGAGGCAUUUACUCCUGUUUCGUUCGUUCAUCUGCGUAUUAGAACAUCCAAUCCAAUUGUUUCAUCUUCGUCUUCAUCCUCAGGUGAUCUCUGUACUGUACGACGCGACUGCUUCAGUUUUGGUGCUGUGUUGAAUUCCGAUGGCGUUACCGGUCGUAGACACCGAGUACCUCAAGGAGAUCGAAAAGGCUCGCCGUGACCUCCGCGCUCUCAUUGCCAACCGGAACUGCGCGCCGAUCAUGCUUCGUUUGGCUUGGCACGACGCUGGUACGUAUGAUGUGAGUACGAAAACUGGUGGGCCUAAUGGAUCGAUUAGGAAUCAGGAGGAGUAUUCUCAUGGUUCUAAUAAUGGUCUGAAAAAGGCUAUUGAUUUUUGUGAGGAGGUGAAAUCUAAACAUCCGAAGAUUACUUAUGCAGACCUAUACCAGCUAGCUGGUGUAGUUGCCGUUGAGGUCACUGGAGGCCCCACUAUUGACUUUGUUCCUGGUAGAAAGGAUUCAAAAAUUUCUCCCAGGGAAGGCCGACUUCCUGAUGCAAAAAAAGGUGCACCACAUCUGCGUGACAUUUUUUAUAGAAUGGGCCUGUCUGACAAGGAUAUUGUUGCAUUGUCUGGGGCUCACACAUUGGGAAGAGCACAUCCGGAGAGAUCUGGUUUUGAUGGACCUUGGACAGAGGAUCCUCUGAAGUUUGAUAACUCUUAUUUUGUGGAACUGUUGAAAGGAGAAUCAGAGGGACUAUUAAAACUUCCUACUGACAAGGCUUUACUUGAAGAUCCUGAGUUCCGUCCGUACGUCGAAUUGUAUGCAAAGGAUGAAGAUGCAUUCUUCAAAGAUUAUGCCGAAUCACACAAGAAACUCUCAGAGCUAGGCUUCACUCCGGGUUCCGCUAGGGCAAUUGCGAACGACAGCACUGUAUUGGCACAAGGUGCCGUCGGAGUUGCGGUUGCAGCUGCUGUGGUAAUUCUGAGCUAUUUCUAUGAAAUUCGCAAAAAUUUGAAGUAAUUAGCAAGGUCAACUCGUCGUCUAUAUAGCAAUAUUGAGUUCAUUUCUAGACAUGAAAAAUUGUUCCCUUGAGAUCUAAUACAUACCAGUAAAACAAUCUAGACAUCAUACUGAUUCUAUGUAUUAGCUUCAUAAACAAAAUCACUCAACAUGAUUAUUAUUAUACCAUGAAACUUUACGACUUGCUUUAUAUGUUUAA